AUGAAUGAAGAUGAGGGUAAUGAUCGGGCUGCGAGAGCGUACGAUCAAGCUGCUAUCUUGAUUAAUGGCCAAAAUGCAAAGACCAAUUUCCCCAAGGCUCACACAUAUGCAUGUGAUGGGGAGUCCCCAUUGCCUCCCAAGGCACUUUCCGAGCUUUUGAAUGCUAAGCUCAAAAAGUGCUGCAAAGACCAAUCUCCUUCGACUUGCCUUAGGCUUGACACUGAUAAUGCUCCUAUCGGGGUGUGGCAAAAACAUGCUGGGACUCGGUCGAGUUCAAAUUGGGUCAUGAAGGUCGCGUUCGGGAAUAAUAGUAAUGAGGUUAAUACAAUAGCAUUGGAAGAUGGGUCGUCGGGAUCGUCGUCUUCGACUACAGUGGAUGAGAUCGAAGGUGGAAGUCUAACGGGAGAGGAAGAUAGGAUUGCAUUGCAGAUGAUGGAAGAAUCAACUGGAAUUCUUAGAAUAGGAAGUGGAGUUUCGUUCGAAUACGGCUACUGCCAGUACAAGAAAAGUGGAACUGUUGGCGAUGGGUUGCACCGGCAGCAACCCCCAAGGGUCGGGGGUAUCACGGUCGCACUUGACGUGAGAGAUAAUGUGUUAGAGAAAUGGAAUUCGAUGAGUGAUGCUGAGAAGGAACCUUUCAUCACACAGUCAAAGAAGGAUAUUGAAGAAUACAAAGAAUGGAUGAAAGCACAUGAAAAGAAGGUGUUUAUUAAACUUCCGUCUUGGGGGUACGAAACGAAGGAAGAAGUGUUGUAG
Hibiscus syriacus is the source of this 756-nucleotide messenger RNA. Its product is annotated as ethylene-responsive transcription factor SHINE 2-like. Lineage: Eukaryota; Viridiplantae; Streptophyta; Magnoliopsida; Malvales; Malvaceae. The record is from RefSeq and is a predicted model, not a curated record. Gene Ontology annotation, biological process: regulation of DNA-templated transcription. Bases 1 to 756 code for a protein of 251 amino acids. Gene Ontology annotation, molecular function: DNA-binding transcription factor activity. The transcript has 5 exons.